ACAUGUGGACAAAACCUUCUAUCAUAACAAUGCCCCACCCUCCUAACUUCAUUGUAGCAACGAUGGAAGUUGUCCAGUAAUAAGUUAUAGUUUUUGUUCUGGUUUGGAUUUGACAUGACUAAAUGUACAUGUUUAUGAGUGGAACACAAUCAAAAACAGUAAACUGGCAUUGAUUUUAUUUGACAUUGGAUACUAACCAACAUAAUAAACAGGACAAUAAACAGUACAAUGAAUACAAUGAGCACUAUGGCAAAUAAGGUAGCAGAUGACAGCAAGGGUUAAAGAAGUAUCAGAGAAGUAUGUGAUGGACCUGCUGCCAUCUUUUGGAAAAAACAUAACUCAACUAUUUCUUUUAAUAAUUAACGAUUUGUCAUGUAAGAAUAUAUAUGCUUAUAAGUGAUUGAGUAUAUUAAGAUUUUCCAUUGCUAGUCAUUUCACAACUAUGGCAUUGAAAUUAUAGCUGCCAUUUUCCUCUUUUCAAAUUGUGUAGAUGAAACAAAAGAGGAAAAAUAUAACAAUCAAUAAAGAGAAGUUGGCUAGUAGAUGAAAUAAUGCUAUAUUUGUUUGGGUGUAAAUUUCUGUCACUCAAAAGGGCAUUUACAAAAAAGGUACUACAGAGAAACAUAGCAAAAUUAUUAGAGGGAUAUUACAGAAUAAAUGGCACAAAUGACUUAGUUAUUAGUUGUGUCGAAGUUUUUUAAUUUAUUUUCUUAGAAUUGCUUACACACUCAUGCAUACACCCACACACACACACACACAAAGUAUAUACACUAAUCUGUUAGUAUCCUGCAUAACAAAUACUGACUGUACUUUUAACAAACAAGUACAGUCAACAUUUUCAGUAAAAUAUUGUCUGACCCAGCAGUGUUUUCAGUCUUGGUUGUGUGAGAUCUGUAUCAGAGCUCCUGUUACUGUUGCUAGAGGUGGAGCUGCUAUUCCAGUUUUAUAAACUGGGACAACAGAUAAAUCUGAGGACUCAUCACAUAAUCAGUGGAAGAGGACAGAUGGGAAAGCUGAGAUAAAUCACUUUUCAGUUUUUAGACUUUAAUAUUUUAUCUUUGGUGACUUGCUGUAUGAUUUUAACCUUUAUUUGAAGGAAAUCAAGAUGUUUUGUGGAGCUGUUUCUGACUCAAAUCUGAAAUCUGAAAUGUGAACCUGACUACACAAAGAAAAAAAAAAAGGAUGCUCCAGGGGCCGUAUGGCAGUCUGGAGCGGGACCGGCCCCUGAUCCGGCUGCCGUUCACCACCUUCAUCGUUGGGACCCUUCUGCUUCCUCUGACUGGAAUGAUCGCGUGCCUCUUCAUCUCAUUGUUGUACCAUUUUGAAGAUGCCACAUAUACUCACUGUAGGGUAUCAAACUACCUCCCAUCCAUUAGCUCUGCUAUCAGCCGUGUCCCAGAGCGCUACAUUUGGCGCUGUUGCAUUGGCCUGCACUCAGCAUCGCGCUAUCUGGUCACUUUUGCCUAUUUCAGUUUUUAUCGCAGCUGCUUUGCCAAGAGGAUGGUUGAGCUCCUGCUGAGUGGACUGGCUCUCGUCUGCAGCCUGGCUGAAAACACCGGCCUGUUGCUGCUCACAUACGUAUCCUCGACUGAAACCUACACUGUUCAUAAAAAUGGUUUCAUCGUCUUCAUCGCAAGCUCACUGCUACACAUGCUCAUUACAUGCAGACUUUGGCAGGUGAACAGGAAAUACUCAGUGAACCCUGAGGAACUGACAUCAUAUCGCUGGAAAGUGCGUCUCUUCCUGUUUAACGUCAGCUGUUGCCUGGCUGCAGCGUACUUCUUCCGACGCCACAACAAGUACUGUGAACAAGGAGUCUACACUCUCUUCGCUCUCUUUGAAUACCUGGUGGUUUUGUCCAACAUGGCCUUUCACCUGACGGCUUUCUGGGACUUUAGGAGCAAAGAGGUGAUGGUGGCCACGCCUCCUGAGGACAAGCGAUACUGAACAGGCACAAAAUGCACCAAUGGCACACGAGAAAGCUUUAAACUUUGAUCACAUGAUGGUAUCACAAACAUGUUUAUGUGUACUGAUAUUGAAGCCUUUUUUAACCUAAUCAUUCCAACAAAACACGGAGUAUUUAUCCUUCUUCUGAUGAUGAUGACGUUUUGUACUGUGAGGAUGUGAGGACACCAACAUUAAAACCACACUGUUAUUAUAUUGUCACGCACUUGUUGUAGUAUGAAUGUUAUGUUUUUCUAGCAAAUAAAGCUUGAGCCAAAGCAAA
This is a messenger RNA of Sphaeramia orbicularis (orbiculate cardinalfish), 2227 nucleotides long. It is a transcript of the gene pgap2, whose product is annotated as post-GPI attachment to proteins 2. The coding region runs from base 1183 to 1947 and encodes 254 amino acids. Gene Ontology annotation, biological process: GPI anchor biosynthetic process. NCBI's taxonomy places the organism in Eukaryota, Metazoa, Chordata, Actinopteri, Kurtiformes, Apogonidae. The transcript is spliced from 6 exons. The record is from RefSeq and is a predicted model, not a curated record. Gene Ontology annotation, cellular component: endoplasmic reticulum membrane; Golgi membrane.